Messenger RNA from Ogataea polymorpha, 585 nucleotides. RefSeq lists its product as uncharacterized. Gene Ontology annotation, cellular component: multivesicular body; ESCRT III complex. Lineage: Eukaryota; Fungi; Ascomycota; Pichiomycetes; Pichiales; Pichiaceae. Gene Ontology annotation, biological process: endosome transport via multivesicular body sorting pathway; late endosome to vacuole transport; protein transport. The coding region runs from base 1 to 585 and encodes 194 amino acids. The record is from RefSeq and is a predicted model, not a curated record. The transcript has a single exon.
AUGAAGCUACAACAACAAGAAAAAAAGUUGAUACAAGAUAUCAAAAAGUCUGCAAGGGCCAACCAAAUGAAAGCUAUCAAGGUCCAGGCCCGGGACCUGAUAAGAACAAGAAAACAAGUGGAGAAGUUUGAUAAAAUGAAAACACAAUUACAAGCGAUUUCACUCAGAUUACAAACUAUGAGAUCAUCUAACCAGAUGACCAGUUCCAUGAAAGAUGCCGCCCGACUGUUAAAUGGUAUGAAUGGGCAAAUGAACAUUCAAGGGCUGUCUAGAAUAACCAUGGAGUUUCAGAAAUCUAUGGACAUAAUGGAUCAAAAACAAGAGAUGGUAGACGACGUUAUGGAUGACCUAAUGGACGACGAGAUUGAUGUGGACGAUGAAGAGGAAAUUGACGAGGUUGUUGGCAAAGUCCUGGACGAGAUGGGAAUUGACUUGAAUACAAAGCUCUCGGAUAGUGUACCUGAGGGCAUUGGGCAUGUGCCCGUGGAGUCGAAUACUGUGUCCAAAAAUCAAGCAAUGGCUGUCGGUGUUGAUGGUGGGCUUGAUGAUGAUUUGCAAGCUAGGCUGAAUGAGCUAAAGAGGUGA